AUGAUGGACAUCCUCCUCUCACUCCCCAUCCUAUCCGUCUUCCUCGGGGGGAGCCUGACCUCGUGGUCCACCUCGCUCAACCUCCUCUUCUUCUAUAUGACCUGGUCCACUCUCGUCCUGUCCCACAACCCCCUCUACGUCGAGCUGUUCGGCACCCUGGCCAUCCGCUUGGUCUUCUUCCUAGUGCCCUCCCUAGUCUUCCUCCUCUUCGACACCCUCCUACCCUCCCUUUCCGAGAGCAUCAAGUACGGCGGCGCAUCCGCCCUGCCCCCGCGCGACGCCCGCGCCCUCGGCACCGCGCUCGUUCUGGCCCUCCUCAACGUCGUGCUCGAGACGGCCCUCGAGGCCGGCACCAGCCUCGGCCUGACCCUCCUGUUCGGCCAUGUCCCCUUCAAGACCACCACCACCCUCCCGCUGCCCUGGGCCAUCGUCAAGCAGCUGGGCUGGCUGUACGUCUCCCGCGAGGCCCUGACGUACUACGUCCACAAGACGGUCCUGCACUCCAGCGCGCACGCCUGGACCCGCCGCGCCCCGCUGAGGUCCUCGCGCGGCUGGGUCGCCAAGCAGCACUCGCGCUUCGCCCACUCGCGCUCCGCCGCCCCCUACAGCCUCUCCCUGGCGGCCGACCACCCGGUCCCGUUCCUCCUGCACCGCUUCGCGCCCGUCUACCUGCCGGCGCUGGCUGUCCGGCCGCACCUGCUGGUCUACUUCCUCUUCGUGGGGCUCAUCACCCUCGAGGAGACGCUCACCAUGUCUGGGUAUACGGUCGUGCCGGGUAUCAUCAUGGGCGGCAUCGCGAAGCGCAACGCGACGCACUACGGCGCCGGCCACCGCGGGGCGUCGAGCGGCAACUACGGCGCCUGGGGCGUGCUGGACUGGGGCUGUGGGACGGGCAUGGGUGGGCGCGACAUCGAGGAUGACGUGCGCAGUGAGGCCGAGAAGCACCAGGUCCGGGAGAGGGGGGAGAGGAAGGCAAGUGACGCUGCCGCGCUGGUCCAGAACGGCAUCGAUAAUAUCAGGAAAGGAGGCAAGAAGAAGGGCAAGCGCAGCAGCGGAAGUGACUAA
Messenger RNA from Diaporthe amygdali, 1065 nucleotides. Its product is annotated as sterol desaturase family. The transcript has a single exon. NCBI's taxonomy places the organism in Eukaryota, Fungi, Ascomycota, Sordariomycetes, Diaporthales, Diaporthaceae. The coding region runs from base 1 to 1065 and encodes 354 amino acids. The record is from RefSeq and is a predicted model, not a curated record. Gene Ontology annotation, biological process: lipid biosynthetic process. Gene Ontology annotation, molecular function: iron ion binding; oxidoreductase activity.